AUGGCCCGUACAAAACAAACCGCUCGUAAAUCCACCGGUGGCAAAGCGCCCCGUAAACAAUUGGCUACCAAAGCUGCCCGUAAAUCGGCCCCCGCCACCGGUGGUGUGAAGAAGCCCCAUCGUUAUCGUCCCGGAACCGUGGCUCUGCGUGAGAUCCGCCGAUACCAAAAGUCCACGGAAUUGCUCAUCCGCAAGUUGCCCUUCCAACGUCUGGUCCGUGAGAUUGCCCAGGACUUCAAGACUGACUUGCGAUUCCAGUCUAGCGCCGUCAUGGCCUUGCAAGAGGCUUCCGAAGCUUACUUGGUGGGUCUCUUUGAGGACACCAACUUGUGCGCCAUCCACGCUAAGCGUGUGACCAUCAUGCCCAAGGACAUUCAAUUGGCUCGCCGCAUCCGUGGCGAACGUGCCUAACUUGUGAACCCAAUCCACCUCUGGUUCAUCCAAAAGGCCUUUUUCAAGGCCAAAACUCUUUUCAUUGACAGAUCAAAAGCGUUAUUCUGCAAUCAGAAGCAUGAUCAGCCGCAUUCCGCGCUUAAAUUAACGCAACCUCUUAAUUGAUGAUCUUCAUUGAAUGAAUUUUCAUUGGCUGAAAUAUUUUUCUGAUGCAUAUCUAAGAGCAAGUCCAAACCAAUCGCUUGAUGAAUAAUCGACUGUGAAAACCGUGACUCAAAGUCAAGUACAGUUAUGAGCAACAAGGGACCAAUCAAAU
This is a messenger RNA of Tigriopus californicus, 709 nucleotides long. Its product is annotated as histone H3. Gene Ontology annotation, cellular component: nucleosome. The transcript has a single exon. NCBI's taxonomy places the organism in Eukaryota, Metazoa, Arthropoda, Copepoda, Harpacticoida, Harpacticidae. Bases 1 to 411 code for a protein of 136 amino acids. Gene Ontology annotation, molecular function: protein heterodimerization activity; DNA binding; structural constituent of chromatin. The record is from RefSeq and is a predicted model, not a curated record.